Messenger RNA from Pseudogymnoascus verrucosus, 750 nucleotides. RefSeq lists its product as uncharacterized. Lineage: Eukaryota; Fungi; Ascomycota; Leotiomycetes; Thelebolales; Thelebolaceae. The record is from RefSeq and is a predicted model, not a curated record. The transcript has 3 exons. The coding region runs from base 213 to 542 and encodes 109 amino acids.
UUUCCUUCUUACACACUCUGAUCUCACUUUCGGUGCCCUUCUGACACUGAUCAAUCCCACUUCUACUCUCCACACUCACCAAACCCACGCCUACUCUCCAACACUGAUCGAACCUACACCUACUUUUCAACACUGACAGUCAGUCAACAACCAAACAAAAACAUCCUUCAUCCAAAUCAGAAUCAACAACUUCCACGCAAAACACCACCAAAAUGGCUCUCAUCAAGUUCCUCGUCACCGCCCUCGCGGCCACCCUCAUGUUCACUUCAUCCGUCCUGGCCAACCCAAUUCCAGCCCUCACCGAUGCGACCACCACCCCAGAUACCACUGCCAACCAUCUCGAGAAGCGCACUUGCAACGAAUUCGGAUGCGGCCUCAAGUGCAAGAGCUCUAUCCCCUGCAACAUCCCGAUCAACGAGCCCCGCGACUGCUCCGUCUGCAACUAUUUCACCUACGCUGCUGAUGGCACAGCUAAGCUGCUUUGGGAUCGUCAGUGUCUCUUGAUCCAGUGGGAUGUGGAUCCCCCUCUGUCUCAUUGCUAGGAGCCAAGUCAUUUUCGAUUCACCCGGCGAGGGCGUGGCACAGGCUGCGGUUCUCGGGCAUGGGAAUGGAGUCGAUGCUUGUGUGCAGAUCUGGUUUGCUGGCACUUAAUGCUUGUGCGAUGGAUGCCUGCGUUGUAGAGUCAUCAUGACUGCUACAUUACGAGAUAGGACCGACUUAUGGAAGCUAUGAGACCCAAAAAGAAAUGAG